AUUUAGUGUGUGGCUUGGAAGAAUCAAAAGAGAAAGUCUAUAUGCACAUCCUGAGAUUCCUCUUCUUCAGGAUUGGUUUCUUCAAACCAGGACUUCUUCCCUGGUGUGCCAGAAAACCACUGGAUUGGUCACAGCCCUUUUUGAGUGCUGCAUGUAAGGGAAAUUUCACCCAGGUGAUUGCCAAGAAGUAUCCAAGAGGACAAAAAAGUCAGAAGAAACAAAACUAUCUUGAAUCAUUGAAUGGUUCCUGGCAGGAAAGGCUGGCUGAUGUUGUGACGCCACUCUGGAGGAUGAGCUAUGAACAACAACUCAAGCCUGUCAUCAAUGGCUACCGAAAUAAGUCCACCUUCUCUGUGAACCGAGGCCCAGAUGGCAAUCCGAAGACUGUGGGGUACUACCUGGGAACGUGGAAAGAUGGGAACAUUGUCUGUGUACGAUCUAACAAUCUGAAAAACAUCCCUGAGAAACACGAUCAAGUGGCUCAGUACUAUGAAAUAUUCCUUCGACAGUCUCCGAUGGAACCCUGCCUUGUUGUUUCAUGAAGGUGGAUACUGGCGUGAGCUGACAUCCGCACCAAUAGCCAAGGACACACAAUGGCAAUCAUCACUUUCCAUCCCCAGCAAUUAAGUCAGGUUGAGCCUCACAGGAUAAGGGGCAGCUUCUGUAGCAACCCCAUUACUAUGGUACAGUUGGUUUUUGGAAGUUUUAGUGCAGAUAGCAGAAACUAACACAUGCACAGAAAACUUGUGUAGGUUUAGGGGGAGGGUUUGGGGGUGAGGAGAAGAAGGGGUAGGAAUACUGUGUAAUCAUAAUUGCCGGCAUAACCAAACCACAGAGAGCAUGGCUUAGGUUACCAAGCUAAUUACCAUACAAGAACUCCCAAGUAUUUUCAACAAGAACUUUGUCAUAGUAGUAGGUACUUGAGUGAUCCAAAUGUCAAUUCUGAGGAGAUUAGAAUAUCAGAAUUUUUAUGAUCUACACAAACUGAUGCA
Messenger RNA from Castor canadensis (American beaver), 992 nucleotides. Lineage: Eukaryota; Metazoa; Chordata; Mammalia; Rodentia; Castoridae. The record is from RefSeq and is a predicted model, not a curated record.